Molecule: messenger RNA, 6362 nt
Organism: Dunckerocampus dactyliophorus (ringed pipefish)
Lineage: Eukaryota; Metazoa; Chordata; Actinopteri; Syngnathiformes; Syngnathidae
Product: ATP-dependent zinc metalloprotease YME1L1-like
Exons: 18
Coding region: 112-2271 (719 amino acids)
Biological process (GO): mitochondrion organization; protein quality control for misfolded or incompletely synthesized proteins
Cellular component (GO): mitochondrial inner membrane
Molecular function (GO): ATP hydrolysis activity; ATP binding; metalloendopeptidase activity
Source: RefSeq, a predicted model, not a curated record
CGCCGAUCAAUCCAAAAGAGGAAGAAAAAGAAAGUUAAAGUGACAGCCACGAACACAUACGUCUAAAAAAAUUAACAAUUUGUGUGCUUUCACGGUCGCUGUAAGCUUAAAAUGCUUUCUCUGUCAACGAACAUUCAACCCCAGGUGACAGUUCCCCUGAGUCACCUCCUGAAUGUGCUCCAUACUCUGAAGAACUCAGUAGGAAGCAGUAGUACCAUCAGCAAAUCAAGACUACCCAGCGAGCAUGCCUCUCAGUCAGAGCGACACAACCCAGAGCCCCUGUGGAAUCUACGGGAGCUUGGCCUGUCAGACUUGGGUGCCCAGCAGCUGAACGAGCUGGAGGGGAGCCUGUUACCGCUUUUGAAUUCACAAGAAACGCCACCCCCGAUAGCGACUGGUAGUCAGACAGUCUGGAGAACGUCCCACCUUUCCACGUACUCCUUUUUUCUAAACAAGCAUGGGUUCUCCAGUCAAAUGUCAGCCCCCGUUCUAUUCAGGCAGAACCAUUCUCCUCUUCGUUCUAUCUGCAUGGAGCUGCACCACUGUUCAGUGUGGAUACAGCGCAGAGGCUUUAAAACACUAAGGAGCAGAACCAAAAGACAACAGUCAGCCUACGAGCGCCCAGUAGAAUAUGAAGGUUUUACUCCGUCUUUCAUGAAGGGAUUUCUGGCACGCGACAAGGGGAUCGAUAUGGAAAGUCUCGACAGUCGAACGAAAAGCGGGAAUGUCCCAGAUGGGCAACAUGAUGCUUUUAACAGAGGAUUCACUGAGGGUUUUCUUAAAGCCCAAACUCUGACACAACGCACACAAGACUCCCAGAGAAGGAAUCGUCUCAUUCUAUUGGUGUUGCUUCUUGUUGGGCUCUACGGGAUCUCAAAGACACCCUUCUUAUCGGUGCGGUUCCGAACCACAACAGGCCUGGACUCUUCAGUGGAUCCUGUCCACUUGAAAAAUGUGACAUUUGAGCAUGUCAAAGGCGUGGAGGAAGCAAAGAAUGAGCUGCAGGAUGUGGUGGAGUUCCUGAAAAACCCCCAGAAGUUCACAGCCUUGGGAGGCAAACUGCCGAAAGGUGUUCUUCUGGUGGGGCCACCAGGGACCGGUAAGACCCUACUGGCCAGAGCAGUGGCAGGAGAAGCCGACGUCCCAUUUUACUACGCUUCUGGCUCAGAGUUUGAUGAGAUGUUUGUCGGGGUUGGAGCCAGCCGCAUCAGGAACCUUUUUAGGGAGGCUAAGGCUAAUGCUCCUUGUGUAAUCUUUAUCGAUGAACUGGACAGCGUGGGUGGGAAAAGGAUCGAGUCCCCCAUGCACCCCUAUUCCAGACAGACCAUCAAUCAACUGCUUGCUGAGAUGGAUGGGUUCAAAACAAAUGAAGGGGUCAUCAUUAUUGGAGCCACCAACUUUCCAGAGGCUUUAGAUAAUGCCCUGAUCCGCCCAGGACGAUUUGACAUGCAGGUGACUGUCCCCAAACCAGAUGUCAAAGGACGCACAGAGAUCCUCAACUGGUACCUGAAGAAGAUUAAGGUGGACCCAGCUAUUGAAGCCAAGAUUAUUGCACGGGGCACGGUGGGCUUCUCUGGGGCGGACUUGGAGAAUCUAGUGAAUCAGGCUGCCCUCAAGGCAGCAGUAGAUGGCAAAGACAUGGUCACCAUGAAGGAACUGGAGUUUGCCAAAGACAAAAUCCUCAUGGGCCCGGAGAGAAGGAGUGCGGAAAUUGACAAGAAGAACAAGAUCAUCACAGCAUACCAUGAAUCAGGCCACGCUAUCGUAGCUUAUUACACCAAAGACGCCAUGCCCAUCAACAAGGCCACUAUCAUGCCGCGGGGCCCAAGUCUGGGACAUGUGUCCCUGCUGCCGGAGAAUGAUCGCUGGAGCGAGACGCGCGCUCAGCUUCUGGCUCAGAUGGACGUCAGCAUGGGUGGGCGUGUCGCAGAGGAGAUCAUAUUUGGCAACGAGUACAUCACAACAGGAGCAUCGAGCGACUUUGACAGCGCCACCAAGAUUGCUAAGAUGAUGGUGACUAGAUUUGGAAUGUGUGAAAAGUUGGGUGUGAUGACCUACACUGAUAUGACGGAGCAGAGUCCAGAAACUCAAGCCGCCGUGGAGCAUGAAGUCAGGGUGUUACUGAGGGAGUCUUACGAGCGAGCCAAAGCCCUCCUGAAGUCUCACGCCAAAGAGCACAAGAACCUCGCCGAUGCGCUGCUCUCGUAUGAGACGCUGGAUGCCAAAGAGAUCCAGCUGGUCUUGGAGGGAAAGACCCUGGAGACCAGAUGAAAGAAGCCAGGAGGACAACAAAAAGUAAAAAAAGGUGGCUGUUUCUGUUUUAUUAUUUUCAAAGAGACUCAGGGCUGGUACAAAAACCUCUGAACCAGUGCAUUAGAACAUUUCAGUGUGAUUGGCAUUAUCCCCACAAGAGCGCUUGUGUACUGAAAGGCUAAUGCGACCUCAAACUUGUGCUUUUUCCAUGGUGAAUUAUGUCUGAAAACCCCUUCUAGACUGAGUCAUAAUGCUGGCACAAAUUCCUACAUCUUGUGAAUGUUGCUCAGGGCACUCAAUUGGUAGGAGGAAGUACUAGUAGUAUGUGAAUGUAAAUACGCACCACAACCAUAAAAAGCAUCUGCUAUGAUUACUUUGUAAAUGAUGAGUUGAUUUCUGUUCAGCUGCAUUGUGGGUUUAAUGUCAACAACGAGCUGAUCCAAAUCUGGACUCAUAUUUGUCGUGUCCUCACGAACUGUAGCUUGAAUAUUAUUGUUUUUGUUGUUUUUUUUUAAGUAAGGUUGCCUUUUGGGGAAUGUACUGCAUAUACAAUUGCUUUUGCCAGUAAAACAUUUUUAUUUUUUAAGUGUCACUUCAUCAUAGCACUUUUAAAAUACCCACAUUGUUAUGUGUCAAAAACUGCUGCUGAGUGGGUCUAUACAGGUGGUCCCGGUGUUUCGUGGUUACGUACACGCUCCCAUAAAUGAAUUAAAAACAUACAUUUGUUCCAUGAACACGAGACUAGCUCAAGAACUAGUUACAGUGCAGUGUGACGCCGAAGAAUAUACUGUCUGAUCAAAACUGGCCGUACUUGACUGUCGUGACUAUCAUUAAAGCCUCCGUCACAUGCACAUGGGCUCCCGGUCUACGGGCUCCUACGGCCGGUCUACGUGCGGAAAAACGCACAGAGGGCGCACGUUUGACGUGCUGAUUUUUGAGCCUUAGGCCACAGAAGGUCUUUGUCAUGCCAAACAAACUCUAUGGGCGCUUAUUUUUUUUUCAGGUUGCAGGACAAACUUAGGCACUUUUGUACGUCUUCGUGCGUCGUCAGUACGGCAAUCGUGUGUCUUUCGUGCGUUUUGCUGGUGUCGGGUUCGGCCGAAAUGUCAGUUUUUUCGUAUGUCGCACUUGCGGACUCCUGUAUGUGUCAUGCGCCACACGUGCCCCCCACAUAUGUAAUUAAUGUGGCCAACGCACGUUGAGAUAUUUUGUACGUCCUCCAUGCGUGUCAAGAUUAUACUCAUUCAUGGUCACCAUAGAUAUGUGGCGAUUUGUGGCGGCCAGAAAAUUUGUACGCCCGGUUGUGACCUAGGCUUAAAGGCUCACAGGUAUGAUUUUUCAACUUUGCUUAAAUAUGUUCUAUAUUGUUUGUAAUUAUGGUCUACGCCUAAAUUAGUAAAAAUUAUAUUUCUGUAUGUGACUGCCACCAUUUUGGGUAGGCAGUCGUCAGAAAAGGCGCAUUUCCCAAGUUCCCAUCUUAGCAGAGUAAACAAACACAAGAGUUAGCUUGGCGACUUUGAUCGGUAUAUUUUUCAUAAAAAUAGCAGUCGCUGGCUGUUCAGUGUCCAAGCGAUACUGUAAGUUUCUUUUCCAAAAGACGCCGGCGCCGAACACAAUAAAAAAGGCUCCAAACGAGCCCUUUACGCUCAUUAAGUAGCCAAUUUAAAACAAUAAUUGGAAGGAUAAGCAACUCCAAGGUAAUUUACACUUACCAUUUUGUGUUUGAAGCCAACCAAUCUUUAUCUCCAUGUCUUUGUCAGCGGACAUCUCAGCAGACAUGUAGCCCAUACGUCUUAAUUCGAUGUUCUGAAAGUUCUCUAUUUCAUCUCCAGAUGUUUCUUCCUCCUCAAACUCCCCUGGUCUAAGAAGCUAAGACCCAAAAACGGCGGCCGCCACGUACAAAAAUGUAAUUUUUACUAAUUUAAUGUUGGUUCGCUGUCAAAAAAAACGAAAAACGUAGGACAUAAAUACAAACAAUAUAGAACAUCCAUCUAUCGUAUAUGCCGCUUAUCCUCACUUAUGCUGGAGCCUAUCCCAGCUGACUUCGGGCGAGAGGCGGGGUACACACUGGACUAGUUGCCAGCCAAUCGAUUGCAGGGCACAUAUAGACAAUCAUUCACACUCACAUACAUACCUACGGACAAUUUAGAGUUGCCAAUUAACCUAAAAUGCAUGUUUUUGGAAUGUGGGGGGAAACCGGAGUACCCGGAGAAGACCCACGCACGAACGGGGAGAACAUGGAAACCCCACACAGAGAUGCCCAACGGCGAUUCGAACCAAAAUCUCCCUGAUCUCCUGACUGUGUGGCCAACAUGCUAACCACUAGGCCACCGUGUAGCCUCAAUAUAGAACAUAAUUAAGCAAAGUUGAAAAAUCAUGUCGGUGACCCUUUCAAGGACAAGGAUUGUAUUGCAAUGUCUACCCGUACGCUGUAAGGUGGUCCUUCAACAAUUUCUUAAUUGCAAAAACAAAACGGGCUACUGUCGGCCACAACCACGCCAAAACAACAUCCGCAAACUCAACUGUCCUGCCUGCACGCAGCCACACAGACACAGUCAGGACUGCCAGGUCGCUGAUGUUCAGAAAUGAAGAGUAAUAACCAAACAGUGUAGUGGUCUUAUUAAUGGGACGCAAUGAUUACUUUGACAUUAUUAUGGGCCUACAGAGCACAGCAGCCCAUUCUAUUAUUCCUCAUACUUUAAUACUUAUUAUUAAAUCUUUAUAAGGGUGUCCUGAUACAACUUUUUCACUUCCGAUACGAUACCAAUAUACCAUAUUGAUCCAAUAUUAACACGAAUCAUACAUACUUGUAUGACUUAUUUUAUAGUGUGGGAUGUUUGAUAUUACUCAAAUAGAGAACAAUAGUCUGAAACAGUAAGCAUGAGGAAAAACUCAUUUAGUCAUUUACUUCUUCAUGCAUGUGGUGUGUAGAUUCGUCUGCAGUGUAGUGGCAGCUAGACUAAAUAUAGCGAGAGUCCAGGUGCUCAAUGAGACGUUUAAACCUGCCAUUGCUCACCACAGGCAGGGGCUCGCUCUCUUCUGUUGUAACUAAUGUCCAGUGGCCAAUGAGGUUGGUCGUAUUAAACUCCCCCAGUUCCGUGCCACCACGGGAAACUGGUGCAUGGCAAGUUUUCCACUCAGCUUGCAACGGCUUUUUACCGUUACACCGACAUUGCUCUUGCUCCUCGCUGUUGUGAUGGCAUGGUCUCUAUCCGGUCGCUGCUGGAAAAACACAUACACACACACUCUGAUAUCAACCCGCUAUCUGAUAUCAAUAUCAGAUUGGGACAUCCUUAAUAUCCUAUUCUGCCACAACUGAUGCGGAACCAACAGUGUAAAGAACACACACCUUAACAGUGUGCUAUUUAUACUGUGUAAUAUUUUGUGUAACCAUAGCAACUUAAUUGACAGACAAAGUUGAAAACAGGCCGAUUGAUGAGAACACUUGAUUAGGAACCCCCUUCAGCCCAUACCAUGCAGGGGGGAAAAACAAGCAUUAUAUCACUGGAUAGGUUUUGAAGAUGUCCAUGCGUAUUUGGUAACAUGCUGUGUAACCAUGGCGACGUAAUUGAGGACCAAACUGGAAAACGGGCGCUUUAUUAGGAACCCACCCUUCAGGCCAUAACCGUGCAUACAUCAUGCGAGCAACCUGCAAAGCUACAACGCCAGGCCAGAGGUAAGCAACAGGCAGGCCCAUUCAUGAUUUCCGCGGAACGGAACUCGUGCGUAACCUCAAGGGCCACCAACCCCCCCGUGUGUGCUUUGUAUUUGGACGUAGGGCUUUACAUUUACAGUACACGUACUGCAGGACUAAAGGAAGGUUUUGUUGUCAACAUACAAGCUUGAUGAUUACAGCUGUGCCCACUUUUAGCUUUUUUAGAACAUUUUUCCCCCUUCAUUACGUAUGGUACGUUUUGUCUUUUGGCCUUUUUCCCCACCUGUAACUGUACAGUAUCUAAGAGUGGGAUGUAAUGAGAGAACUGUAAAUAGAUGUACAGGAAAACAUCUGUGUGCUUUGAAAAUACAGCUUUGCUUUUGAUUUCAACUCAACUGUUCUAGAAAUAGUACGAUUCUAUGUAGACGCAAUAAACCUCCAUGUUUAAUGAUGA